Molecule: messenger RNA, 951 nt
Organism: Lepus europaeus (European hare)
Lineage: Eukaryota; Metazoa; Chordata; Mammalia; Lagomorpha; Leporidae
Product: olfactory receptor 10H2-like
Exons: 1
Coding region: 1-951 (316 amino acids)
Biological process (GO): G protein-coupled receptor signaling pathway
Cellular component (GO): membrane
Molecular function (GO): G protein-coupled receptor activity; olfactory receptor activity
Source: RefSeq, a predicted model, not a curated record
AUGCUGGGGCUGAACUACACUUCCGUGUCCGAGUUCAUCCUCAUCGGCUUCUCCACCUUCCCGCAGCAGCUCCUGCCUGUCUUCUUCCUGCUCUUCCUGCUGAUGUACCUGUUCACGCUGCUGGGGAACCUGCUCAUCAUGGCCACCAUCUGGAGCGAGCGCAGCCUGCACACACCCAUGUACCUCUUCCUGUGUGCCCUCUCCAUCUCCGAGAUCCUCUACACCUUGGCCAUCAUCCCACGCAUGCUGGCUGACCUGCUCUCCACCCACCACUCCAUCGCCUUCCUGGCCUGCGCCUGCCAAAUGUGCUUCUCCUUCACGUUUGGCUUCACUCACUCCCUGCUGCUGACGGUCAUGGGCUACGACCGCUACGUGGCCAUCUGCCACCCCUUGCGCUACAAUGUGCUCAUGAGCCCCCGUGGCUGUGCCUGCCUGGUGGCUGGCUCCUGGGCAUGCGGCUCGGCGGUGGGGCUGGUGGUGACCACGGCUAUUUUCAGGCUCUCCUUCUGCGGGUCCAACGAGAUCCAGCACUUCUUGUGUCAUGUGCCUCCACUGCUGAAGUUGGCCUGUGGAGACAAUGUGCCAUCGGUGGCCUUGGGCGUGGGCUUGGUGUGCAUCACCGCCCUCCUGGGCUGCUUCCUCCUCAUCCUCCUCUCUUAUGCCUUCAUCGUGGCCGCCAUCUUGAAAAUCCCAUCAGCUGAGGGUCGGCACAAAGCCUUCUCCACCUGUGCCUCGCACCUGAUUGUGGUCGUGGUGCACUAUGGCUUUGCCUCGGUCAUCUAUCUCAAGCCCAAGGGUCCCCGCUUUCAGGAAGGUGACACCUUGAUGGCUACCACCUACACCGUCCUCACACCCUUUCUCAGCCCCAUCAUCUUUAGCCUCAGGAACAAGGAGCUGAAGAAUGCUAUGAAGAAGACCUUCCUCCGGAGACUCCACUCCUCAACCACCUGA